GUUCGGGGCCCUUACGUUUAAGGGUCCCGAAUUUUUUUUUUGAAUUUAAGAUGCUCUGUGGUGCGAUCUGAGGCAAGUUUCUGACCACGUUUACCCAAUUUUUUUGGAGGAAAAGAUGGAAGUGUUCACAUUGCCUGCCUUUAUGUUGAGACAAAAUGGAUUUUUUUGUUGGGGGGGGGGGGGGAUUCGUCCUUGGCCCACUGAGCCUCACUGACAGCAGGGCUUUGUUACAUUAUUUAAAAUAUGACCUUGCAAAUGUUGAAGUGAAUAGUUUUUGUUAGCACUCAAACACACACACUAUUUGCACGUACGCAUAAUAUGCUUCCAGUUAAGCGAGUUUGAAAGAGCUGUGACCAUACUAUUUUUUACGGCAGAUUUUUUAGAACGCGCCUGUGUUGCCAGUGCAAUGUCUGAUAUGGAAAAUCCUGUCAGGGUGAUUGUGUGGGCCACUCCCAGGACCCGCUCCUCUAUUCUUUUGAAGAGCUUAAGUAACCUUCCGGACUCCCAGGCGAUCUUCGAGAUCUACACCACGGCCUACUACAAUGGGCCAGAGAGAGUUGAUGUCCGCUUUGAGGAACAAGUGAGCGCAGGUGAGGAGGCGAGCGAGGAUGGGCUAUUCAAAGGUCACAGGUCAGGGUUCCCAAGUUCACUUUGCAGCUACGACUGGGCAAGACGACAACUGGAAGCUGACUACCCGGGAAAGGCGGUGAUUGUGGCAAAGGAGUUAGCUCCCUGGCUCCGUGGCAGGUACAAGGACAUCCCGAGGGGAUACCGACACGUGUUCUUGAUCAGGCACCCGACCGAGAUGUUCCCGUCCUGGAAGAAGCUCAACCGGGAGUUUCUAGAGCUACAGAGGGGUGUCAAAGUGGACAUGGAGGAUUUCGAUCUGGAUCAGCUGACCCCUGAUGUCCUGCCUCCAGGUCUAACCUACAAGGAGAUCUUUGACUUGUGGCAGUAUGUCCGAGACAGCAACUUGGACCCAGACCCUGUUAUCGUGGAUUCGGAUGACCUUGUCUGCAACCCAGCUCGGGUACUAUCGUCUCUUUGCGAGCAUCUGGGGAUACCCUACACCGACUCCCUUCUGUCAUGGCAGCAAGGCACAGAGUGUGUCAAGGACUGGCUUGCCGGCUCACUUGUCAAACAGGUCCUAGAAACCAUGGCCCAUUUCCAAAACUUUCGAGAAAGCACGUGCUUCCUGAAACCAGAGACUGUAGGUAAAGUUUCAAAUGUUGCAUCCCUCUCCCCAGAUCUGCAGCGAUGUAUCAACUUCAGCAUGCCUUACUACGCCACGAUGUACGAACAGCGUCUAAAGUACUGAUCAUAACCUCCAAUUAUUUAAACUUCUGAGGAGGGAUUUUUUUCAUAACCCAUUUAUGAACAAUUUUAUUGUUUUCUCCUCAAAAGUUUACUUGCAAUCGUAUUUGAGAAUAAUAUAAGUUAAGCUUCAAUAAUACGUCCAUUUAUUAUUCUGUAUUUUGUAUUCUGUAUUUUCGAGACUGAUGUUAUAAAAUUAACUUCACUUGGACUCUCGUACAGUGCAAUGAAAGUGAUGGAACAUUCCAUUAUUUUUACCAUUGCACUUAUAAACAUUCAUUGUUUGUAU
Molecule: messenger RNA, 1603 nt
Organism: Patiria miniata (bat star)
Lineage: Eukaryota; Metazoa; Echinodermata; Asteroidea; Valvatida; Asterinidae
Product: branched-chain-amino-acid aminotransferase-like protein 2
Exons: 2
Coding region: 407-1318 (303 amino acids)
Source: RefSeq, a predicted model, not a curated record